CCUUAUUUUCUCGACACUGUUUCGAUUUCCUGUUUACUAGUCGCACAUGUUGUUAAAAUGGUUCGAAGACUAAAAUUUCACGAAAAGAAGUUGUUAAAGAAAGUAGAUUUUAUAUCAUGGGAAAUAGACAACAACAUACACGAAGUGAAGAUUAUGAAAAAGUACCACAUCCAACGUAGAGAAGACUAUGCCAAAUAUAAUAAACUUUCUCGUCAUAUACGAGAGUUGGCUCGCAAGAUUAAAGAAGUGGAUGUCAAGGAUCCAUUCAGAACAGAGGCCACCUCACAGUUAUUAGAGAAACUAUGUUGCAUCGGUCUGAUCACUACAAAGGGAAGUCUGGCACUGGCAGAUAAAGUAAAUGCCACAUCAUUUUGUAGACGCAGAUUGCCUGUUGUUAUGGUCCGGAUCCACAUGGCCGAGAAUUUGAGGGCAGCAGCCACUUUCAUUGAACAGGGUCAUGUCAGAAUAGGACCAGAGGUUGUGAUGGAUCCAGCAUUUAUGGUUACACGAAACAUGGAAGACUUCAUUACGUGGACAGACACAUCAGCCAUUAGGAAACAUGUCUUGGAAUACAAUGACCUUAGAGAUGACUUUGACAUCCUGGGAUGACAGAACAAGAGCUUUUAUUUUUGUUGUUUUAUAAAUUAAAAAAAGCUGGACUCAU
Molecule: messenger RNA, 664 nt
Organism: Gigantopelta aegis
Lineage: Eukaryota; Metazoa; Mollusca; Gastropoda; Neomphalida; Peltospiridae
Product: U3 small nucleolar ribonucleoprotein protein IMP3-like
Exons: 7
Coding region: 58-609 (183 amino acids)
Biological process (GO): rRNA processing
Cellular component (GO): small-subunit processome; small ribosomal subunit; Mpp10 complex
Molecular function (GO): structural constituent of ribosome; rRNA binding; snoRNA binding
Source: RefSeq, a predicted model, not a curated record